AUGGCUUCCAGGCUGGCAGCCUGUGAAGCCUGUAGAAAGGCCAAGGUUGCCUGUGACCACAAGCGGCCAGCAUGUACGCGCUGUGCCAGCAACAACAACGCGGCCAUCUGCAUCUACCGGGCCGCCCCGUUCAAGAGGAGAAGGACGGACGUUUCCCCUUCCCGGCAGACCUCAAGAUACUUACCCCCUCACUCACCUGUGAAUAGUAGCCCCUCCUCCCCGUCAUUUACCCCGAGAACAACCAACCCCUAUCCGAACCCCGGGUUCCUGGGAUCCUCCAGCCAUGUGGCCAUCUUUAACCACAUCUCCCCGGACGACGACUCUCACGGCCCAGAUGCAUAUCACGCGUCCAACUCGGACAUGACGCUCCUCGACCCGCAGUCCGCGGGCGACAACAUCCUGCUGAUCCAAGGCGCUGAUAUCCUCAAACAGCUCCUGAACACAUUCCCUCUCCCCGCGAUGCGAGAUCUCGUCCUGCUCUGGCUCGCGAAAGGGACAAACCUUGCCCUCGCAGAGCCUUUCACCCAGCAAUGUAGCGAACACAUCAACCAGCUGUUCAUGGUGUUUUCCCAGGAGGCGCACUGGCAUCUGGCGUAUGCGCGGCGCUUGUUGGAGAAUUCGCGGCGGCCAUUGAUAGCCGACGAAUCGUCCGAGAUCUCGAGCUUUUCGGCGCAGUUCCUGGGCCAGAACUAUCGCUGGGAGAGUAUGGGCAUCUUUCUCUGCGCGGUGAGUCGGGCGACGAUCGAUGUCGCCUUUUAUCCGGCUUUGUAUACAUCGGAGAAGGAUCAGAUCGCGCUGCGGAAGCUCUCCACUCGGAUGAGUGAUCUGGCGUUGGAUAUCGCGCUCUCGCUGGACUGCUUGAACGAUCUGCAGCUGGUGCUGCAGUACGAGAACUUCAUCCUGCACUCGCAUGUGAAUGGGGAUCAGAGCUACCAUUCAUGGAGCAGACUGGGGAAUGUCUUGACCUCGAUGUUUGCCCUCGGGUAUCACGAGAAUGUCGAGAAGACGAGACCACGCCGGCCUCCGUUCCUGAUAGAACUGCGAAAGGCAGCCUGCGCCACGGCCUACUCCGCAGACAAGAACGUCGCCGUCUUUCUGGGCCGGCCGCCGCGGAUGUCCAAGCGGUUCUGCCACUUUCAAGUCCCCUUGACUCCGACGGGCCCAGACCAGAGCCCGAACGCUUCAUCUGUCUCUGGAGAUGUUACGGCAUGGGACCCCAACACACCGUUCAGCUACAGAGCAGAGCUUCGCUGGUCUGCACUCUGUGCCUCCUUGAAGGAAGAGAUCCUGGAGCUAUUUCGGGAUAAGCGUCGUGAGACGUAUAGCCAGAGAGCCAGUGCCAUCGAGAAUGAAGCCCACGCGCAGUGGAUGGCACUCCCGUCUCAUUUCAGACUGGCGUGCAGCUUACGAGAGUGCUCGCAGAGUCCAUUCGAGCGGGACUUUUUGGCUGGGGUGCGCCUCAACCACCUGCACGUAUUGUUUCUGCUACGACUGCUUUCGCUCGAUACGCUCACGGAGCCGGAUAGGCCCGUCGUGGAUGUCUCCGAACAAAUCCUCAGUCUUGUAGUCGAAAUCAUUCUUCUUAGAGACCAGCUCGUCAACUCUGGAACGGGCCUUGUCUGGAAGGUAGCUCAUUACGGCCUCCCCUCCGCCGGAAUCCUCCUCCUCUCCAUGCUGAGACAACAGUCCACGCAGCACGCGGAAAGGACCCCGUGGUCCAAACCCCUACUGAAUCUGGGGAUCUUUGUCGCGCAGAUCCAGGCCGGGAGCAUUGUCCGGCCUGGGGAUCCGAAUUACGCCUUGAUCUCGAAGGCAACCCAUACGAUCGACAGGUUCCUUGACUCUGUGCAUCGCGAAGGGGCAUUGCACGAUCCGGCGAGAGUCUCGUCCCGGGUCGAGGAGGGUGGGGACUGGGCGGCGCUGUUCAGCCAGGAUCUGUACGAUUUCGAGGCUGCUUUUUGGCAGAAUGUUGCCGAUCAUCCUUCUUUGUUGGGGCCGGAGGCUGCCUUGUCGGAUAUAUAG
Messenger RNA from Aspergillus heteromorphus CBS 117.55, 2022 nucleotides. Its product is annotated as Zn(II)2Cys6 transcription factor. The transcript has 4 exons. Lineage: Eukaryota; Fungi; Ascomycota; Eurotiomycetes; Eurotiales; Aspergillaceae. Gene Ontology annotation, molecular function: DNA-binding transcription factor activity, RNA polymerase II-specific; zinc ion binding. The record is from RefSeq and is a predicted model, not a curated record. Gene Ontology annotation, cellular component: nucleus. Gene Ontology annotation, biological process: regulation of DNA-templated transcription. The coding region runs from base 1 to 2022 and encodes 673 amino acids.